GCCACACUCUUGGCGCGCAGUGAAAUUCGCGUAAUAAUACGAAAUGAAAUCAUGUCCAGCGCACGCAGCCAUGUUAGCAUGCAGAGCAAGUACGACCGCGUGGUCCUGCUGGUGGACAUGGACUGCUUCUUCUGCCAGGUGGAGGAGAAGCAGCUUCCGGAGUACCGCAACCGCCCGCUGGCCGUCGUCCAGUACAAUCCCUGGCGAGGUGGAGGCAUCAUAGCGGUGAACUACGCGGCUCGUGCCAAGGGAGUCACUCGCCACAUGCGCGGCGACGAGGCGAAGGACCUGUGUCCGGAGAUCGUGCUCUGCCAGGUGCCGAAUAUACGGGAGAAGGCCGACACCAGCAAGUACCGCGAUGCCGGCAAGGAGGUGGCCAACGUGCUGCAGCGCUUUACGCAGCUCCUGGAGCGCGCUUCAGUAGAUGAGGCGUACUUGGACAUAACGGAGACCGUUAAUCAUCGCAUGCAGCAGAUGCAGAGUGGAGCCUUUGCUCUGCAGCCGCAGGAAUUGGUAAACACCUUUGCCGUGGGCUACCCCAACAUUGGCGACUACGUCAACAAGAUAACAAAUCGCUUUGCCAAUCCCUACAUGGACGACGAACGCUACCAGAUGUCCUACGACCAAAACGACCUUCCCGCCGUCCGACAGAGCGACAUUCGGCUCCUUAUUGGCGCCUCUGUGGCGGGCGAAGUCCGUGCGGCUGUAAAAAAAGAGACAGGCUACGAGUGUUCGGCUGGAAUAGCUCACAAUAAGAUCCUGGCCAAGUUGGCAGCUGGAAUGAACAAGCCCAACAAGCAGACCAUUUUGCCGCUGGCGGAAACCGCCAGCCUCUUCGACUCUUUGCCUGUUGGCAAGAUCAAGGGGUUGGGUGGCAAAUUCGGUGAGGUGGUGUGUGAGACAUUAGGCAUAAAGUUCAUGGGCCAGGUUGUCAAGUUUUCGGAGGUAGAGCUGCAACGCAAAUUUGACGAGAAGAAUGGCACCUGGCUAUUCAACAUCUCUCGCGGCAUAGACCUAGAAGCCGUGACUCCCCGCUUUUAUUCGAAAAGCAUUGGCUGCUGUAAAAAGUUUCCAGGUAGAAAUAACAUUACGGGAUUGAAAACCCUUCAACAUUGGCUUGGUGAGCUUUCCUCCGAGAUCAACGACCGCCUUGAGAAGGACUUUAUCGAGAACAAUCGCAGGGCCAAACAUAUGGUGGUGCAAUAUGUGCAGGACAUUGACGGCGAGGAGGUGGCCAGCUCCCGCUCGACUGCUCUUAAAGAUUACGACCAGGAAUCCAUCGUAAGAUUUUCUUUAGACCUAAUCAGGGCAAACACUAAAACGUUUCUGCGUCCGGGCAGCGAGUCUGCUUUGAACAAUGCUAUCAAGUUCCUUGGCAUUAGUGUUGGCAAGUUCGAAGGCGUCUCUAGUGCGCAAAACAGGCUGCAGGAGAUGUUUGCCAACCAGGCUGCCAAGAAACGAAGGAUCAGCGGAGAGGAACCAGGGCAACCGCCUCAAGUUCAAAUGGAGAAAAAGCAGAAGCAAACGGAGGAAGUUAAGAUGAAGAACUUCUUUGCAAACUAUUUGCAAGGAGCUAAGAAAGAGGAUGCAAAAGCAGACGGAAUUUCUGUGAAUCCCUUGGCUGCUGCAUCAGCUGCUCCAAAAAAGAAUUUCGUAGAGGAGUACAAACAGAAACUUCAUGAGGCCGUAAGGACUGAAGCUGCCGCCGAAGGAACUGUUCUCACAUCAACACCACCGGAGUUUAAGGAAAGCUUUUUUUCACAGUACCUAAAACAACAAAAAAAGACAGGAGAUCAGGGGUCGGUGACAUCAAAGGAGGACUCCUUGGAUGUGCAGGGGCUGGCCGAGGAAUUGGACGCCAUUGAGGCUGACAACUCGAAAGAUUUUGAAGAAGACACUGAAGAGGAGACGGAGUUAACUAGUGAUAUCCACAUGUCUAAGCCUGAAGGACAGUCAUCCGAUGCCGGGCAAGAACAGGAUCCAAACACCUUGAGUGAUUCAACAGGGAAAGACGUAUACGUUAAAACUGAUAUAGUGCCUCCCCCGCUUACUGAAGACGAAUUGAAGCCUUCAACGUCAAAAAGAAAGUUCGAUGAGAUCGAAAGUUCUGGAAGUAAUUACAAGGAAAGUUACGUAGAGUUUGCAGUACCCAACCUUCGCAUCGAUCUUUUGCCUACUAUUAAAUGCGAUCAGUGCGGAGCAAACAUUCCCGACGAAGUUAAGUCCCUACAAACCCAUAGAGACCAUCACUUCGCUCAGGAACUAAGCCGAACGCUGAGAAGCACCGAGCGGGAAGAGAGGACGCAGAUCCGACAGAAAAUAUCUCCUAAGCCGACGCCACCCAAGAAGAGCAAGAAGACGGCUGGUUCUGGUAGCAGUUCCAACAGUACGGCACCACCGAGUAACAGCAUAAUCAAGUUCUUCAGCGCAAAACCAACUCAGGAGCAAGCGCCCAGUGAUCCACAGAUGCAGCAGUGCACCGAGUGUAAGGCUUUCAUCAAGUGUGUAGACAUGCCAGAACACUUAGACUACCACGUAGCCAAAAACCUUCAACGUGAACUAAACCAGCAGGAUCUGCGAACUCGAACCGCGGCUCUGAACAAUGAAAAAACAUCUCCAGCUCAGACAAAGAAACAAACUCAGAAAAAACUGAACUCAACCAUUUCUGCCUCUUCAAGCGGAACAAAGACAAUUGCCCAGUUUUUCAGCCAAAGCAAUUAGAGAAACCCUUACACCGCUCCAAGUAUUGGAACCUAUAUAAGUACCUACAAAUGGACCAAGGACAAAUUUACUUCACUUUAAGAUUUAAACAUUUUCUCAUUCAAUUCCGAAUCAAAAUCAAUAAUUUUUUGCUUGCACAUAUCCUAGUUAUUAAAAUCUCAAUCUGGCUCUGGACAGCAAAUUGAUUGGACUUGUUCAUUUUUUUUUCGAGUAAUGAAACUCUUAGAUUUAAUUUUUUUGUUUUAUUUUUCCAAUUUUAGGCUUAAGUAUUAAUGUUGAUCAUUACCAUCCAUCCGUUGAAUAAUAAAACACAAUGCUUUGUCAAUGCUAAAUAUUA
Molecule: messenger RNA, 3058 nt
Organism: Drosophila mauritiana
Lineage: Eukaryota; Metazoa; Arthropoda; Insecta; Diptera; Drosophilidae
Gene: DNApol-eta
Product: DNA polymerase eta
Exons: 3
Coding region: 52-2721 (889 amino acids)
Biological process (GO): response to radiation; error-prone translesion synthesis
Cellular component (GO): nucleus; site of double-strand break; replication fork
Molecular function (GO): DNA-directed DNA polymerase activity; damaged DNA binding
Source: RefSeq, a predicted model, not a curated record